Osmerus eperlanus (European smelt) is the source of this 2398-nucleotide messenger RNA. It is a transcript of the gene dnaaf11, whose product is annotated as dynein axonemal assembly factor 11. Bases 214 to 1608 code for a protein of 464 amino acids. Gene Ontology annotation, cellular component: cytoplasm. Gene Ontology annotation, molecular function: protein binding. Lineage: Eukaryota; Metazoa; Chordata; Actinopteri; Osmeriformes; Osmeridae. Gene Ontology annotation, biological process: outer dynein arm assembly. The record is from RefSeq and is a predicted model, not a curated record. The transcript is spliced from 12 exons.
GCCAUCAUAGCCACCUCUGAUCGUUCGUAUCAGCUAGUUGAUAACCUCGUGAGCAAGUUACCUAAUUAGUCAGUAACAUGUAAGAUAGCUAAAUGACAUAGGUAAUGCAUAUAUUACACAUGGGGCAAGUCUUACUGUAUGUCCAGUGAAUUAUACAGUACCCUUUGAGCCAAACCACAGAGUUGAAACCACAUCGAAUUUGUCACAGAGGAGAUGGUUCGAAGCCGGUCUGAGCACAACAAUUGUGAGAUAUUUUCGCUGGAGGAGGUGUCCUUGCAUCAGCAAAACAUUGAAAGAAUAGAACACAUCGACAGGUGGUGCAGGGAACUCAAAAUCCUGUAUCUUCAGAACAAUUUGAUACCCAAAAUAGAGAGUGUAAGUCGAUUGAAGAAGUUGGAAUACCUUAACCUCGCCUUAAACAACAUCGAGCUGAUUGAAAACCUGGAAGGAUGCGAGAGUCUUCAGAAGCUGGACUUGACUGUGAACUUUGUGGGCCAAGUAAGCAGUGUGGAGUCAUUGAGGAGCAACCUCCAUCUUAGAGAGCUCUUCUUGGUGGGAAACCCCUGCACUGAGUUUGAGGGCUACCGGCAAUACGUAGUGGCUUCCCUUCCCCAGCUGAAGUGGCUAGAUGGGAAAGAGAUCGGCCGGUCAGAGAGGAUUCGAGCUGGGCAGGGAUUGGAGGAGGUGAGGAGGCGCAUCAAGCAACAGGAGCAGGAGUACCUGAAGAAGAGAAGGAAGGAGAAGGAAGAGAGCAAUAAAGACAAACUGGAUGACAAGGUCCUCACCGACAAAAAGAAACCAGGCUUUGAUGGGCGCUGGUACACGGAUAUAAAUAACACUGUCCCAGAGCCAGAAGGUAAUGAGGAGAACCCGAAGGUGGAACAGUCAGAGAAGGAGACCGCCAGCCUCUCGUCGGUGGAGAAGGACAAGGAGUUCUGGGAGAAACCAUGUGCCUUCACUCCCGAAUCACGCCUGGAGGCCCACCAACACCAAGAGGACAUGAAGAAGAAAAAACAGAGGGGGAAGGAGAAGAAGCCCAAGGCUCCCAGGACUCUGAUCACCCCUGAGGGACGAGUGAUGAACGUCAACGAAGCCAAGCUAGGUUUUGUGCUCAGAGACGAGGAGGACAAGAACAUGCUGGUUUUGGACCUGGAAGUCUACAGACAUAUGGACACCUCUCUCAUGGAUGUUGACAUUCAACCAGUGUACGCUAGAGUUACAAUCAAAGGGAAGAUUUUCCAGCUGGUGCUGCCUACAGAAGUGCAGCCAGACAGCUCGACAGCCAAGAGGUCCCAGACCACCGGUCACCUGGUCCUCACCAUGCCUAAGGCUCAAGGUGAAAUCAAGCCAGCAAAAACUGCAUCACGUCCAUCAAAAUCUUCUCAAUGCACAUCAGAAGAAAAGAUAAGGAAAGACGGGGGGACCGAGCAUUUGGAAGUGGACCCAAGCAAACAUUCUGUCGUCGACUUCGCAAACAUCGUACCGAGAACAACGACCACCAGAGGGGGGCCGCUCGAGAUCUCUCGCAAACAACAUCCCUCGGCAACAGAAGACUUUACAUUUUCAGAUGGAUUUGUUGAUGACCCCGAUGUCCCCCCAUUGAUAUGAGAGAAGAAAGCAUAUCAGACUGUCAUAUCUCAAGACAUUUGGAUCUUUACAAAAGAAGGUUAGAGCUGAAGCUGUCACAGAAGUCUACACUUGUCUGAUUUGUUUAAUCGAAACGCAGACACAUUCCUCACACCCUCACUUCAUCCUAUAUGGAAUUACGUUAUUUGCAGGGUUGUUUACAGUUGUACUGAAAACUAGCAAAUACUGUAUUUUCAAAUGUUCUCACGAAGUGGAGAUUAAGUUUAAUAUCUCUGUAAAACAUUGUCAAUUACGUCAAAUAUGCAUAUACAUUUGAAUAGUCUUGAAUACAUUGUUUCAGUGGUCCCAGCUUUCUUCCCAGCUGCAAGUUUUUCUUGAGCUCCAAUUGUGCUUUAAAUUGAAUUACAUUUUUCUUCUUCAAGAUAGCAAACUUGGAUGGGUCUUUAAGAUAUUAUUCUGACACAGUUACUGCCCAAAGGACAUAAAAAUACCUUUGGACUUCAUGUUCAUCUUUGAAUCCUCAAUAAGUCUUCUUUUUCUUUACUUUGAGUUGUCAGUUGAAAGGCGUUGAGGUUGUGACUUCAUGAUCUCUUCUCUCUCACAUCCCUCUCUCAACACUCACAUGUCAGCAUGGUAUUCUUCAGAGAACUGUUUUAGGUUGGACCGUUUUUCCUCUGACAGCAUGGAUAACCUUUUUCCUCCUAGCUUAAAAAAAGAAUCCACCAGUAGUACACAAAUCCCUUAAAUAUUGAAAUCUUGCCACCAUAUAUUUAUGUUAAUAUUAAAUAUGCACGGUAAGUAAGGGUAAGUA